This is a messenger RNA of Naumovozyma castellii, 546 nucleotides long. RefSeq names its product Ups1p (gene UPS1). The coding region runs from base 1 to 546 and encodes 181 amino acids. The record is from RefSeq and is a predicted model, not a curated record. The transcript has a single exon. NCBI's taxonomy places the organism in Eukaryota, Fungi, Ascomycota, Saccharomycetes, Saccharomycetales, Saccharomycetaceae.
AUGGUCCUUCUACAUAAGAAUACACACAUCUUCCAGAACGAUUUCCGCUCCGUUUCAUGCGCCUUCUUUAACAGAUACCCGAAUCCAUAUUCCACUCAUGUGCUAUCGAUAGAUACGCUUUCUAGGAAAUUAGAUCUAAAGAGUGGGAGAUUAUAUUCAACAAGGUUACUUCGGAAGAAGGGGAAGUUACCUCGAUGGACUAGUACUUUGAUUGGUCGGAUUAGUGACUCUUGGAUUGUUGAGCAUUCCAUGGUGGAUCCGAAACUAUUGAUUAUGGAAACAUAUACUAGAAAUAUCGACCAUACGAAGAUUAUUAAGGUGGAAGAGUAUACUACUUAUAAGUAUGAUGAAUUAAAUAAGAAUACGGUGGUGGAAAGUCGAGUUAAAUUUUGUAGCGGGUUUGAAUUGGGUAUUAAAAAUAAAGUAGAACAUUGGUCACGAAAUAAGUUCGAAGAAAGUGUUAAGAGAAGUAGAGAGGGGAUGUCUUUUGUUAUGAAGAAGUUUGAAGAGAAGAACAAAAGAAUAGAGGAAGAGUUAGUUAUUUAA